Molecule: messenger RNA, 162 nt
Organism: Pyricularia oryzae 70-15
Lineage: Eukaryota; Fungi; Ascomycota; Sordariomycetes; Magnaporthales; Pyriculariaceae
Exons: 1
Coding region: 1-162 (53 amino acids)
Source: RefSeq, a predicted model, not a curated record
AUGUGCGACUUCACCAAGAACUACUACAUAUAUACCUCGUGCCUCGACCCCGGUGCGCACUUUUUCAGGACCUCGGUAGACGGCAGCCACAAGCAUGCAUGUCCCAAGGGGCCUCACGAGAGAUACAUUAUGCUCCCUGGCCACUGUCCUCUGUGUGAUUAG